This is a messenger RNA of Protomyces lactucae-debilis, 2810 nucleotides long. Its product is annotated as heterokaryon incompatibility protein Het-C-domain-containing protein. Lineage: Eukaryota; Fungi; Ascomycota; Taphrinomycetes; Taphrinales; Protomycetaceae. The transcript has 4 exons. The record is from RefSeq and is a predicted model, not a curated record. Bases 75 to 2744 code for a protein of 889 amino acids.
CACCCAACACGUUUCACCUCACUCACGUCCAUCGGCCUUGUUGAACAUAAGAAGGCUUCUCUCAUCAUCUCUUUAUGGAGCGCGUUAUCAUCUUGUCUGCAGUCUUGAUCGGCUGCGUUACCGCCUUUGGUGCAGGCAAUGUACCAUCGUACGGUGCCUUGGAAGGUCUCAAAUACCGCCAUGGAGAUAUCGAAGACAUCCUCUUGACUCUCAUCAUGUACCCAACAUCUGGAGCUGCAGGCUUUCUAUCAAAGCUCAAUCCCCUCAAAAAUCACAAAUUCAAUGCUAUGGCUGUGAAGCGUGUCUACUUUGGCAACUUCUUGAGGGACUACUCGCAGGCUAUUGACGUCGGAACACUAUCCAAAGGGCUUGAUGCCAAAACCAUCCGUUUGCUCGUCUGGGUCAUGAGCUUCAUGGCGUUUGGCUAUGCUACUGAAGAGUUUGAGGUAACAGACGAACGACUAGGAUGCUACCGCUGCGAAGAACACAUUGAUAACCCAAAAGGGUAUCCUUCGCCGGAAGAGCCUGAUGCUCGCAAGUUUGAUCCUCGUUUGAGAGGUCCCGUUGAACAAAUCGAAUUGGAAGUCGACCCACGCACAGGCCUGAAGAACUACAUCGCCAAUGAAUCUGGUCACUGGGUGACAUCCUCUGCAUAUGUUCGAAACUCCCUGCUACGUUGCAUUGAGCUAGGCCGCGAAGCGAAGCACGGCAACGGAGGCGAUGCUGCUGAAUUCGAGAGUCUUCGUCUUCUUGGUCAAGCUAUGCACACGCUCGAGGAUUACUCUGCCCACAGCAACUUUGUCGAAUUGUGCUUGAUUGAGCUCGGCUAUCGCGAUGUCUUCCCUCACGUUGGCACAUCUACCGGCAUUCAGCUCAAUGGCAAGUCUACGUGGCCCAUCGUGACGGGUACUUUUGGCGGUCUCGAUUUCGUCCACAGUCUUCUGGGCGAAGCAAGCGACAAGAUUUCGCAAACCCAAAUCACAGAACUGCAGACAGGUCUCGGCAAUGCCUCGACACAAGGCUCCUCUGGACUGCUCAGCGAUAUUUCUGGGUUGGUCAAUUCCAUUCCAGGCGCGGGCUCGCUUGUUGGAGACAUCAGUCAGAUGCAAGGUAUCUCGCAGGAAAGUGACAAUUUGCGCAAGUCUAGUGGUACGCGUGACCGAGGAACUGCUGGACAGAUGUAUGCUGAAGCCAACACAGACGCAGAUGAGAUCUUCCGCAAAAUCUAUCCUGUGAUGGCCUUCCGCGAUCGCUUGAUGAAGGGUCUUUCUGCCUUUUUCGAGAAAAUCCCAGGUCUCAAUGCCUUGAUUGACAAAAUCUCAGAGUCCUUGACCGUGUGGGUGCUGUCAACAAUUCAGCCAUUCAUCUCGCCACUGGUCACCAAAGUCACUGGUGGUCUUGCUGAGGGCUCUGCACUCGUCACCGCAAAGGAUGAUCAGCUUGCAGUCUUUAAUGAUCCUCACUGCUCGGACCCUACUCACAGCAUGCUUGCCAAGGAUCACUUUUCGUGCUACUUGAAUGGCCCAGCCGGCAAGGUCGCUCAAGCCGUUGUGAAGCACUGCGUCGAGCGCGUCACUCGUGCCUGGGUCGAUACUCAGGUUGAUCCUCGUCAGCUCAUCGAUGAGAUCCUCGAGACGUUCCACCACCCUGCCCAGCCUCAGGGACGUUCCGGUAUUCAGCAGGAAAUGUCAAGAGUAGUUCAAGAAUGGGUAGAGUCUCUCGGCUCAAAGAAGCAGACAAUUUUGAGUGGAUUGACCAUGCAAGGUGUUCGAAAUGGCUUGCACCAUGAAGGUGGAUCGGCAGCAACGACUGGUGUGGAAUCAACACAUUCGCAUGCUGCACAUGGCUCAGGUGGAGGUGGCGGCUCACACUACGGACAAGCGGCUGCGGGUGCUGCAGGAUUUGGCGCCGGUGCUGCUGCUGCCGGUCAUGGACAAUCUGGUAGUUAUGGCCAGUCUCACUCGAGCAGCCACGGCCAAGGCGGUGCUUAUGGUCAGUCUCAAUCGAGCAGCUAUGGACAGUCUCCAAGUGGUCAACAGGGCUACCAAGGCAAUGCCAGUCACUCUUCACACUCGUCUACUGGCUACAAUAAGCCUUCUGGCCAGCAGAGCCACAGCCAAUCGCAACAGUAUGGAGGCGGUCACGGGCAACAAGGCAACUCUCAUCAGCAGUCUGGAGGCCACAAGCCGUCCAACACACAACACUUCUCGCCUGCCAGUCACAGCCAGCAAUAUUCGUCCAACAACGAUGAUGCUCCUGCCUAUGGAUCAGACAGCUACUCUGGGAAUGCUGGACACUCGCAAUCCACGUAUGGUGGUAGCGCCCACCAGCAGUCGCAUCAGCAGUCUGGCAGCUAUGGUGCUUCAGCUCAGCAGGGCGCUUACGGAGCUCCAGCGCAACAGUCGUAUGGCGCAGACUAUGGCUCGCCCGGCCAGGGUGGCUUCGGAGGUCACGGUCCAGGUCAAGGUCAAGGUACAUAUGGCGCUGGUUAUGGCCAACCGCCUUCGUCGCAGUACGGCAAUCAGCCAGCAUACGGAGCACCACAAGGCUCAUAUGGCCAAAGCUAUGGUAAUGCAGCACCUUCUCCACAGAAUUAUGGGCAAGGCUAUAGUGCUCCUCCUCAGCAGUCAUACGGAGGCCAGGGUGGACCCUCGAGCAGCGGACAUCAGACGUACGGCGACUCGAGUGAUUGGGCCAAGCCGCGCCCUCCGCAAGGCAACUACGGUUCGGGCUAUGGCAACUAAUGUGGCACCAGUGACUUUGCUUCUAUAUCACGUACACUGCCAUAUUCUAAGCGUCUGACAGUAGGC